AUGCGCUUAAAGGCCUGGUACAACCUGCAUAAGCAGUAUCAACAAAGUCUCAAAACUGAGGAGGACCUACUGUGGACGAAGAGGCCAGAUAUGUGCACGGAUUUCGACAUUAACCCCGAUAAUACAAGAUCUGGUUGGCGGGUGAAAGGCCACUUCUACAGCGAACCUGCUAUGGACGAUACGAUCAUCGCAAGGCUUCGACGCGUGGAUAGUUGGCUAAGAGAGAUUGAGUAUGGGAUGUCGGCUUUCCACUCCAUGUUCGCCGGGCUGACAAUGCGCAAAACACUGCAAGAAAGGUUCCAUCAGCGAUCCGACUGGAUGCUUGAGCAAACCAUCAGGCCAUGGUUUCAUGUCAUCAAAUCACACGUUAGAGAACGCAAUUCCUCCGCGCUGGGAGGAAGACAUAUUGAUGGAGGGAUAACCGUGGACGAAAAGAUCAAAGACAUAACCGAGCGCCUUGCUACCGCAUCUCGAGACCUUUCGGCAUGGCGGCCGAAAGCCAACGCUGCGAUAACAUCCAAGGUCGCCACGCAAACGCCAUACGAAAUUCUCCUCGAGGGCUGCGUCUGGAAAGCCCAAAACGAGGUUGUCCAACGCCUCAAACGACGCUCGAUGUCACGCGGCUUUAGCCAUGUUACAGACGAGCUUGCACUGAGCGUCCGGCGCACACUGGAGCAGCUCGAGGAGUACUUCCCGUUGGAUCGCAUGAAGUUCUCCUAUCGCCCAGCGACGGCGGUUAUGUGUGGACGGUGCGGCAUCACCGGCGGGACCAAACCGAUGACGACAAGCGACCCCCUUGCUAAAAAGGGUCCCAGCCCGUUGCUCAGAUUAAUCUGGGAGCAGAGUACCCAGCCCAACGGCCGGUUUCGGGGGCCGUCUGAGCAAAUCAUCGGCCAGAAUCCUUUGCUGCAACCUCAACGGACGCUUGGCGACGACCAGCUCGCCGAACUGGAUGACUUUCAUGACGCACCCCGCUUCAUGCAGCGACACGUCGAAGGAACGAUUGACCAGCAUAGGAGACAGAAGGGCGCGUGUCCGCUGUGCAGAGUGGUCUUUAGUUACGUUGAGCUUGAGGAGGGCGAACCCCACCGAGAACCUAGGCCCGCUGGGGUUUGCGCAGAAUGCAGGACUGCCUGCCAAUGUGAUGCCCAUCAGCACGACUACGGGGAAAUAAGGGAGGGCGACGCGCUUUAUCGGGAGAUCCUUUGA
Trematosphaeria pertusa is the source of this 1209-nucleotide messenger RNA. RefSeq lists its product as uncharacterized. NCBI's taxonomy places the organism in Eukaryota, Fungi, Ascomycota, Dothideomycetes, Pleosporales, Trematosphaeriaceae. The record is from RefSeq and is a predicted model, not a curated record. Bases 1 to 1209 code for a protein of 402 amino acids. The transcript is spliced from 3 exons.